This is a messenger RNA of Fonsecaea pedrosoi CBS 271.37, 456 nucleotides long. RefSeq lists its product as uncharacterized. The transcript has 5 exons. NCBI's taxonomy places the organism in Eukaryota, Fungi, Ascomycota, Eurotiomycetes, Chaetothyriales, Herpotrichiellaceae. The record is from RefSeq and is a predicted model, not a curated record. Bases 1 to 456 code for a protein of 151 amino acids.
AUGUCGAGCUCAUCCUACAACGCGUUCAUAACAAACAACCGCGAUCCUGACAACGUAAGAUUCGGAGCGGCCGCAAAGGAACAUGCGAGGCUCUUCUAUAACGACGCCGGGCUCCUUCUCUCAAUGGCUAUUGCCGAUGGUGCUCUGUUCGGCUUCGACACGAUCGACGACGUCCAACAGCAGGUCAUUCCCCCGGGCGAGGACGAGCUGAUCCUCAGAUUCAAGAGCGAAAUGCAGGCGCAGCCUAUCUGCCGCCAAUGCACCAGAACUGGAAUGACAAACAAGCCGAUACCGAAAAAAGCGUUUCCUCCAUCUUCAAGAGUACCCCCGUCAAUGCCAGGAGCCGACAUUUCAGGACGACAUACCUCGGUCGAGCGAUUGCAGCACCUGACCCAAGCCGAUCCUCGCGUUUUCGUCCAGAGCAACCCAGCUAACUGUUCCUCGGUGGACAGCUAA